This is a messenger RNA of Megachile rotundata (alfalfa leafcutting bee), 1171 nucleotides long. RefSeq lists its product as uncharacterized. NCBI's taxonomy places the organism in Eukaryota, Metazoa, Arthropoda, Insecta, Hymenoptera, Megachilidae. The record is from RefSeq and is a predicted model, not a curated record.
UACAAUUUUUUCGAACAAAUCGAAUACUUUUUCUGAAGUACCUGGACCAAAGCAUGCCCCUCCUCCUGAUGCGAAACCAAUUGAAUAUUUCAAUAAAUUUUUUUCAAUUUCGCUCUUCACUACAAUGGCGACAGAGACGAAUGUUACAUAACAAUUAGUGUUAAUUAUAACCAUUUUCAUUGUUUCCCAAAAAAAAAUACUACGCAUUACAUCCCGGACUUUUAGCAUAUGCAUAAGAAAAUUCUCCCGCACUCAAAUGGUUAACACAAAUGGCGGGCGAUACGGUAUUUUCAAAAAUUGAUUUAUUACAAGCAUACUUACAGUUAGAAAUACGACCAGAGGACCGCGAAUUACUUACAAUCAAUACACACAAAGGACUGUACAAACCGACGCGACUAAUUUACGGAGUGGCAUCAGCGCCAGCGAUGUGGCAACGCACAAUUGAAAAUAUUUUAAAAGAUAUGCCGGGUGUCGUAGUAUUUUUGGACGAUAUACGUAUUGCAGGCGUAGAUUCGAGAGACCAUUUACAAAAAUUACGACAAGUUUUCACGCGAUUACAAAAAUACAAUAUACGAAUUAAUGUAGAUAAAAGAUUUACAGAUUUCCUAAAAGUAAAUGGAAUUACGCAAAGGCUCACUGCUCCAUACCAUCCUGCCACAAACGGACAGGCAGAGCGUUAUGUACAAAUAUUAAAGAAUUCGUUAAAGCGAAUGAAAGCGGAUCGUACGAAUAUACAACCAGCGUUACAACAAUUGUUAAUACAAUACAGAAAUACGCCACAUGCGAAAACAGGAAUAUCACCCGCGGAAAUAUUAUUUUCGAGAAAAUUACGUACGCGAUUAGAUUUAUUACGUCCUACAGUUACAAAAGAAAGAUCAUACACGCCCUCCAUUAUCUUCAAGGAGGGAAAGAGAGUCAGUUGUCGAAAUUACAUAGGAAAUGUUAAAUGGGUUUUCGGAAAAGUGUUAAAGCAACUGGGCGACUUACAUUAUAAUAUACUUUUGGAUGACGGGCGUAUUGCACCCGGUUUUAUGUCCACUGGUCACAUACCGUUCGUCAAUACCUGGCCAGAUAGCACGAAAGUACAAAGCAGUCGGUACGAGAAAUGAACUGUUUUACGGCUCCGAACGUUGUUUUGUAAAACGGCUGCUGGUACGUCCUAUACCAGAAU